This is a messenger RNA of Drechmeria coniospora, 357 nucleotides long. Its product is annotated as microtubule-associated protein. Gene Ontology annotation, biological process: cellular response to nitrogen starvation; macroautophagy. Bases 1 to 357 code for a protein of 118 amino acids. The transcript is spliced from 3 exons. Gene Ontology annotation, molecular function: phosphatidylethanolamine binding. Gene Ontology annotation, cellular component: fungal-type vacuole membrane; cytosol; autophagosome. NCBI's taxonomy places the organism in Eukaryota, Fungi, Ascomycota, Sordariomycetes, Hypocreales, Ophiocordycipitaceae. The record is from RefSeq and is a predicted model, not a curated record.
AUGCGUAGCAAGUUCAAGGACGAGCACCCCUUCGAGAAGCGCAAGGCCGAGGCCGAGCGCAUCCGACAAAAAUAUGCCGAUCGAAUUCCCGUCAUCUGCGAAAAGGUUGAGAAGAGUGACAUUGCGACCAUCGACAAGAAGAAAUACCUGGUUCCGUCAGACUUGACUGUCGGCCAGUUCGUCUACGUCAUCCGCAAGAGGAUCAAGCUCUCUCCCGAGAAGGCCAUCUUCAUCUUCGUCGACGAGGUGCUGCCUCCCACGGCCGCUCUCAUGAGCAGCAUCUACGAGGAACACAAAGACGAGGAUGGGUUUCUCUACAUCACCUACUCCGGGGAGAACACCUUCGGGACUGCCUGA